AUGUGUUUUAUACACGCAUGUCUUUAUAAACAGCAUUAUAAUUUGCUGCAUUUAGAGGAGAUAAAACUGCGCGACCUGCUCCGCGACUACGAGGCGGCCAGCCUGGCCGGCAUCCGCGCCGACGCUGUGCGCCCGCGCUGGGACUUCACCGGCGCCUUCUACUUCGUGGGCACCGUCGUCUCCACCAUAGGGUUUGGCAUGACCACCCCAGCCACCGUUGGAGGCAAAAUUUUUCUGAUAUUUUAUGGCCUUAUAGGAUGUGCAGGGACCAUUUUGUUCUUUAACCUGUUCCUGGAACGCUUGAUCACAGUCAUAGCCUAUGUCAUGAAGUCUUGCCAUGAGAGACAGCUAAGGAGAAAAGGGGUCCUUCCUCAUGAUGGCCGACGAGGUUCAGGGAACUCUGAGGUGGACAGCUUGGCAGGCUGGAAACCUUCUGUGUACUAUGUCAUGCUCAUUUUAUGCAUAGCAUCACUUAUUAUUUCCUGUUGUGCCUCUGCAAUGUACACACCAAUUGAAGGAUGGAGUUAUUUUGACUCACUCUACUUUUGCUUUGUGGCCUUCAGCACUAUCGGUUUUGGUGACUUGGUCAGCAGCCAGAAUGCACAGUAUGAAAGUCAAGACCUCUACCGGUUUGGCAACUUUAUCUUCAUACUCAUGGGGGUUUGCUGUAUCUACUCCUUAUUUAAUGUGAUCUCUAUUGUCAUCAAACAGUCUAUAAAUUGGAUAUUGAAAAAGAUGGAUUGCCGGUGCUGCCACAGAUGCCAAAGAAAAUUUUUUAGGUCACGGAGGAACGUGGUGAUGCCAGGGAACGUUCGGAACCGGCGAAACAUCUCCAUUGAGACCGACGGCAUCAACGAGAGCGACACAGAUGGUCGUCGGCUGUCUGGCGAGAUGAUCUCUAUGAAAGAUUUUUUAGCUUCCAACAAAGUUUCACUGGCCAUCAUGCAAAAACAGCUGUCAGAAACUGCCAAUGGGUAUCCCAGGCAAAUGAGCUCAAAUUCUAGACAAAAUGGAUUCUCUGGUGGGAUAGGAGCCCUGGCAAUUAUGAAUAACAGGCUGGCAGAGACAAGCGUGGAUAGGUAAAAUGAAAAGCAAUGAGAAAUACUUUGAGAUGUGUGGAAACCAGUAGGAAGUGAAUGUCAUCAGAGAGGCAGAGCAAACUGAGUAGGACACGUUCGGUCAGAAGAUCUCUCAUUCUUUUUAAGUUUUUUUUGGUGGAGGAGGGAUUUCCAUUGGUAUUCUUUGCACUGCUCAGAUUGCUACUCUCUGUUCUCCCAUUCUUUCUGUUCCACAAACAGGGCACAGAAGACAAUAUGACCAAUAAAACAUAAUGGAGCCCCAAAGAAAUCUUCUGCAGCUGAUUUCCUGCAUUUAUGCUAAAUUAAGAUUAAGGGAUAAGGAAUUUAUGGCCUUGGGAGAAAUUACCUUUCACUUCUCCAGAAUUAAAUUCUUUAAUUCACAAAUUGUAAUUAAUUCUAUAAUUCAUUUUAUUUUUUGUCCCAUUUGCUUUGGACCUGACUUCUGAAUGUAGCAUGUCUGGGACAGAAACAGAAACCGUUGUAAGCCUUAUUCUGUGAUGUCUAUGCUAUUGCACUCCUAUUUUAAGUUAGUGAAAAACAAACACAUCUCACUUCUCUAAAUGGAUUCCUGUUGUGAAAUACUAUCAUUGUAAAGUCAACUUCUGCCAUGAAAUGUAUCAGUGUAAAUCAGAAAUAGUUCCAUCAAAGUCAAUAGAGCUCCUCUGGAAUUACACUGGUAUAAUUGAGAACAGAAUUUGACCCCUAGAAUGUCAUUCAGUGUUCCCGUUAGUAGGACUCUGUCAAAAGUAGUAGAAUCAAGAUUUGAUCUACUUUUCCUUGCUGAUGUCUGUUUCCAAAGGACGUGACCAACCUUUUCUAAGUUAUUUUUUCUUCUAUAAUUGAAUGAAUAUAGUUUCCUUUAAAGCAAUUAAAUUAAAUUGAAACUAGCCAUAUAGACAAGUCUCACAGGUAACCCUACAAUAACAAAAUAAGAACUUUUCAAACUCUGUUUGUACUGUGUCCAAUCAAGACUGAACAACUGAGCAUAACAAACAAGCAAUAGUAAUGCUUAUAUAGUGAAUAGGUUGCAUUAUGAAAAUAAAUUACAAAGGAAAUAGAUUACAAUAGAUUAUUAUAAGCAACUAUGUGCACAGAAAAAGUAAAAAAUGCUGAAAAACAGUUUGACAAAGUCCGUUUUUAACAUUCAUGUAACUAUCAUUCUCUACGUGUUUUCUGGCCCUUGGUGAUGAUAAUGACAGGGUCUUGAUUAGAGAAAUGGAAAAUGUAUAACUCCUCAUUUUGCUAAAUAAAAUGAUCUGAGUGCUCAUCAUGAACAGGCAGAGGACGUCAAUGAGAACUGCAUUAAUAGUGAGAAAAACAUGGAAACAGAAAAUUAGACAAGUUAAUGGCUGUCAUAUGGCAUUUUAUAUCAUGAGCAGUCAAAAUAAGGGAUUUAAUUAAAUUACAGAGAUAUUAGAAGGUAAGAAAUCUAGAUCAAAUUCUUGCUAGCUUUACCCCAGUCAAUGCCAUUAAAGUCAGUGAGGUUUCAAGGGAGUAAAUGAGCAGGUCAAAUGGAGCCUGGCUCAGUGCCACUGAAGCUAAUGGCAAUUGGAUCACAGGACUCUCAAGUUAACAAAUUAUCAUUGCUAAUAUCCGGAACCCGUUUUAGAACAUUUCAGUGUUAAACAUUUUAAAUAUCUGAUUUACUUUUCACAAUAUCUGCCAUUCCUUUUCCCUUGUACUUCUGUGGAACAAUACAGGUAAAUGGAUCAAUUUAAUUUGCAGUAGGAAUCUAUUUCAUCGUCUGAUUUUUAUGUCUGUUUCAAUGCUCUUGUGUUUAGGUUAUUAAAACUGAAAGGUGAUAGUAAAAUACAUUUUUAAAGUCCUUUUUAUAUUUGAAAAUAAAAAAUAAUGGGAGAAUUUCACUUGAGGUUUUAUAAUUAAACAUUUUAAAAACAAAACCUACUGGCUGGACUAAACUGCGGCAAAUCUGAGCCACUUAACAUGUCUAUAGAAAGGAAGGAAAAGCUCUUCCUAAGAUUCAGUGGCAAAGGAGUUUUGGUACAAUGUGCCCAUAUAGGUAGCAUCAUUUGAAAAUAUUGGCCUGAUUCUGCUUUCACUCAGUUUUGCAGCAGCUGGAAAUCUCUGUUGACUGCAGCGGGAUCAUUCCUCAUCCCAUCAGCAUAAAUGAGAUCAGAAUCAUGUCCCAUGUCCCUCGUUGUAUGAUUAAGGCACUGAGGAUUUAACCUGUAGCUUCUUAAAUGGCUGCAACACGUUGUCAUUGGCACACUUCAGAAGAUAAUAUCGUAACCAAGCUGCACUGAA
Molecule: messenger RNA, 3344 nt
Organism: Gavialis gangeticus (Gharial)
Lineage: Eukaryota; Metazoa; Chordata; Crocodylia; Gavialidae
Gene: KCNK13
Product: potassium two pore domain channel subfamily K member 13
Exons: 3
Coding region: 1-1083 (360 amino acids)
Biological process (GO): stabilization of membrane potential; potassium ion transmembrane transport
Cellular component (GO): membrane
Molecular function (GO): potassium ion leak channel activity
Source: RefSeq, a predicted model, not a curated record